Messenger RNA from Candidula unifasciata, 2367 nucleotides. The record is from the annotation of a GenBank genome assembly. Lineage: Eukaryota; Metazoa; Mollusca; Gastropoda; Stylommatophora; Geomitridae.
GCACCAAGUGUGACUUAUAUGACUGAACCACCAAGCACCCAGAAUGGCCCUGCUCUCUCCUUCCUUGUGUCAAAACUCAUGGCUUGUCUGCACCAGUUGGAGCAGUUUCAAGUGAAGGUGCAUGAUCUUCCUGGCAGUAGUGGGGGGAGCAGCCGAGGAGGAAAUGCCCUCAAAUUCUUUACAACACAUCAGCUUAAGUGCCAGUUACAACGACACCCAGCCUGCACAACACUGAAACAGUGGAAGGGAGGCCCUGUGAAGAUUGACCCCCUGGCUCUGGUACAGGCCAUCGAGAAGUACUUGCUCGUGAGAGGCUUCGGUAAGACAAGGGAAGGAGCUGAUGAAGAUCUCAGUGACGAUGAUAAUUCAGAUGAGGAGAUGGAAGAACAGAUGGCAUCAAUCAUGAUAUCUGCCACCUCCAUGAGACACAGACUGGAGUUUUUGAUAGGUGAUCAUGUGCUGCCCUACAACAUGACUGUGUACCAGGCCGUCAAACAGUACGUGUGUCACGGGGGCACAGAGGUGGGGGAUUUCAGCGAUGGAGACACAGACACUCCCUUUGGGAACACCAGUAUUUGGGUGCAGACUCACACAAUCUGGUAUCGACCUGCAGUAGAACAGGAGGAGAAUACGGCAACCAGCCCUAAGAAAACUAAGGCUGAGUCCAAGGGAUCAAAAUCAUCUAAAAAGAAAGAUCAGCGAUCAGGCAGCCCAGUGAUCCAGCCUGUUCUUCAGAAUUUCCUCACGGACAAGCUUCCCAAUGUCACAGUCCAGGAUUCUUCCCUGGAGACGGUAGCUUUGCUGAGGGUGCUUCAUGCAUUAAACAGACACUGGUCAUCUAUGUAUGAUGUAUCAUUCCUGCCAUCUAUAGUUCUGCCACACAGUGAGUUUGUCAGCAGCAAACUGACAGCCAAAGCCAGCAGACAGCUGCAGGAUCCCCUCAUUAUCAUGACAGGCAACCUGCCCAGUUGGCUUCCGGAGAUUGGACAGGCCGCGCCUUUUCUGUUUCCUUUUGAUACAAGACAGAUGUUGUUCUUUGCAACAACCUUUGAUCGAGAUCGUGCCGUGCUGAGACUGCAGCAAGAUCAGGCUGGAGAAAGCUCUACCCAUGACAGUGAGAGAGUCGGGCCAAGGCUAGACAGGAAAAGAAGGGAAGUCAGCCGCAAAGAUGUCCUCAAACAAGCAGAGAAGGUGAUGGAAGACCUGGGCGGAACAACCAGUGCUAGAGCUAUGCUGGAGAUACAUUAUGAAAAUGAGGUGGGGACAGGGUUGGGUCCAACGCUCGAGUUCUAUGCACUUGUAUCUAAAGAACUCCAGCGCACCGACUUGGAGCUGUGGAGGGGUGACUCCAUCGCCGCCACCAGCCCAGCAGAUCCCAAUAUGAAGGUGGACUACACCCAGUCACCAUGUGGGCUCUUCCCCUUACCUUUGCACCGCACUGCCAAGGCUGCACACGUCAACAAGGUCAAGAUCAAGUUCAAGUUCUUGGGCAAGUUUAUGGCCAAAGCCCUGAUGGAUUCCAGAAUGUUGGACUUGCCGUUGAGUUUGAUCUUCUAUAAAUGGAUCUUGGGACAAGAGAACUCACUGACUUCAAGUGAUCUCUUCCAUGUGGAUAGAGUAUUAGCUCGUUCUUUCCAGCAGCUUGAGAAUAUUGUGCAUCAGAAAAAGCGUAUCUGCAGUGACAGAUCUUUGACAGAGGAAGGCAGGAAACAAGCACUGUCAAACCUGAACAUGGAUGGGUGCUCCCUGGAAGAUUUGGACCUGUACUUUGUAUUGCCCGGUGCUGAAAACAUUGAGCUUUGUAAAGGUGGCAGGGAUACACAGGUCACAGUGGACAACCUAGAGGAGUACUUGCAGCUGGUGUUACAGUGGAGCCUGGUUGAGGGCAUCAGCCGUCAGUUUGAUGCUUUCCGCGAGGGCUUUGAGACUCUGUUCCCUCUCACCACACUGCAGUGUUUCUACCCAGAAGAGUUGGAGCAGCUGUUUUGUGGCAACUCGGCAGAUGUGUGGGAUGUGCGUAUGUUGAUAGACUGCUGCCGCCCUGACCAUGGCUACACCCAUGACUCACAGGCCGUGAAGUUCCUGUUUGAGGUCCUCAGUAACUACACAAAUUCGGAGCAGAGGGACUUCCUGCAGUUUGUCACUGGGUCACCAAGGUUGCCUGUUGGAGGUUUCCGUAGCUUGAACCCACCGCUGACCAUUGUCCGAAAACAGCCAGAGGGUUCGGAUGAGCCAGACAGCUACCUCCCUUCAGUGAUGACCUGUGUGAACUACCUGAAACUUCCAGACUACUCGUCUAUAGAAAUAAUGAGAGAACGCUUGAGAACUGCUACCAGAGAGGGGCAGCUUUCAUUCCACCUGUCUUAG